CCUCUUGAAGGGUUAAUGGUCCCAUUCCCCGCUGGCAGGACACUAGCUCCUGAGGGAACUAUUCGCAAGCCCCACCACGGCGAGCAUACAUUCCCACAGCACGCCGCCACCCGUAAUAGAGCCGGAAGAUACAAGAGUGGUUAUAACGUCUCAAAUGUCGAAGUGGACCUGUACAAGAGUCCAGAGAAGAGAAGCCAUGGCUGGUAUUUGUCAUUAAUGGCUCCAAAUGAGAAAGGACCAAACUAUGCUUGGCUGGACCCGUCAAGGUUGUACUGCCACCAGCAAGCUUUUCAGGACUGCAUUGAAGAUUUGUUGAAACCCUUUAAGAGUGACCAGAUCGAUCUUGUUGCUGGAAUUGAUGCCAUGGGAUUAAUUUUAGGUGCUGCCAUUGCUGCACAUUUAGAGAGAGGUUUUUUAGCCAUCAGAAAAGCAGGUCACCUGUGUGUGAAAACAUAUAGUCAGCUAUAUGUUGAUUACUCAGAGAAGGAGAAAACGUUGGAGGUUCGGACUGAUGCCAUAAAAGCCGGUUUACGCAUUUUGCUAGUGGAUCAAUGGAUUGAGACAGGAGGAACUAUGCGUGCAGCUAUUAAACUGGUGGAAGAACAAGGCGGGAUUGUUGCAGGUGUUGCUGCCAUCUGUAUUGAGGACAGUGUUGGAGGCAGAUGUGUGAAGGAAAACUACAAAUGUUCAGACUGUGUUCCUGAUGACCUGCGGAGCCAGUUUAAUGGUCAUUAUUUGAAGAGCUUUAAUGCCUUUCAUAACUAAAGGCGUCACAAUGAAGAACAUAUUCAACCUAUUCCUAGAGAAAACAUUGAUUCAUCAUCAUUAUGAGACAAAUGUCAUGCUAAAGCACAAACCUUAAACAUAUUACAUGGUAAUCACAUGUAAAUGUAGGCAGAUAGUUUACAGUGAUACAAAGCUUCCACCAAUCUCAUAUACUGUAGAUCAUAGUCACUUUUACUAAAGAAAGUAGACUAGCUAAAGUAAAUGCCUUAAUAGUUGUGCACAGAGGAUGCCAUCUCGCAUGAAAGCAGGGGCAGACUACAUGGGACAAGAGGUUCUUAUCUGCCAUCAAAUUCUAUGUUUCUAUGUAAUACUGUAUGUUUAAUCAGUGCAAAUUUCUAUAUGAGAUACAGAGGUAAAGUCAUUAAUACAGCAUCUUUUCCGGGUACCCUUAUACCUAUUUAGUAUUCAAUAUGACAGUCCUAUUACCAUGACGCUAUUCUGAGUAAAUUGUGAGUGGGCUCUAAGCUGCUCCUAAGCAGCUGUAUGUACUAUCACAGGACUUCACUUUACUCUCCCCAGGAUGUACAGUAGGUGCUGAAGAGCGGUGUGCAUGUAGUAGGGUACCACUAUUAACAUUAGCAAUGUUUCCAGGACACAUGCAACAAGGAAUCUCUCUAGUCUGAUUAUUUUGCUAAGGGUGGUAUUUCAGGAGAACAGAUUGUGUUAGCCUUAAACACAUUUUAAAAAGGUGUUUUUAAAAUUGUUCUCUAAAUACACUGGUAUUAAUGAGAUACAGGAGGUGCUAGUCCCUAGAAAUCGUUUAUUUAGAAAAUGAUUUACAUAUACUUAGCAUAAUAUUCAGUCUGUUUAUCCCAGAGAGCCCCAUCACUUGCUUCAGUGUUUGGAAUCAGGUUUUUCUUUUUCAUGUGGGCUCGCUGUAGGCUUUGUACCAACAAAGAGGCUGCUAAUAACGUGCAAACAAAAUGACAGCUUAGAUACCCUGCUCUCUGGAAGAGCUCCUGCAUUUUAAAAGGUGCAAAGGUCAACUAGGAAAUAUACAUGAAUAUUAAUAGACAGUAGGGGAGUUUUGCCUCAAUUCUGCGUAUAAGCAAUAAUAUAUUUUACAAUUUAUGUACCCGGGUGAGUGACAAGGUUAGUCAUUAUUGAACUAUCUAUAGCUUGUCUGUUUGGUCACAUACGAACCAGACACAAUCUUUGUCCUUACUUGCAAAACACACUUUUCUGUCAAAGCACAUUUUUAAAUCAGUUUAUAGUAUAUAAGCAUUUAACCCUAUGUUUAACACAUCACACUCUUAACACUUAUUUUCCCCAGGAGGUGAGAUGCAGCAGCAGGCCGCUGAUGGCAUUAGGCCUCACCCUUUGCAGCAUGAUGCCGCAAUUUGCAGGUCUGUGGAGAUGGGGAGGGCCAUAAUGACUUGCUUCUCAGAGAAGAGGGAGUAUGGGCUCCAGUGUCAGAACAAAAAAUGUGGUCCUACAGGGGGUUUCUGAGCACUAUGUGCCGGGCUGCACAAACUUAUUUGGUCUAUGAAGGGUUGAUACAUUUCCCCUUCUGUCUUUUCACUAUACUGUUGCUAAACUUAAUCUCAAGAGUUGGACAGCGAAUCAGAGUGCAGAUUGCUGCGGGGGUGGGGACUGGAAGAGUGCCACUCCAACUGUCAUAGUGAGACCAGAUACUGUAAAUUGGGAAAGAAACACUACUGCAGUAUUUGUCUUGGUGACCCGAUUUCCCCGUUCUGCUUCUUUACAGAAAUCAUGUUGGCCGUGAGUUGUGCAUCAGUGAUAAAAAGGCACAAGUGCUUUUAUACAGGUUACAGAAAUUCUGGUGGCUCUGAAUAUCUGUAAUCAUUUACAGUAAGGGUGUGUGCACACGGUGAGAUAUUUUCUUUCGAUUUUGACUAUAUAUUCAAAAUCGCAAGAAAAGUUAGUGCAGAUCGCAAGGUGAAAGUCACCUUGCGAUCCCGAUGCGCUGUCCCGCCAGGUCGGCAUUGCAAGAAAAGAUAGACUGUGCAGGCAAGUCAAUCCUUGCUAGAUCGGUGUACUAUCUAGUUCAUCUCACAUAAGCCAAAAUCUCACAUAAGCCAAAAUCGUAAGCACACAUAGUCCAUAUCUCAAGAAAAGUUAGUCAAAAUCGGUGGAGCUGGGCUCCGGGGAGUUCAAGGGAAAUCGCAAGUGAAAAUCGGGCAUAGCAAGGAUCUCACCGUGUGUACACACCCUAAGGGUGUGCCAUACUUAUUUACAGUACAUAGGUCUUCUAAAUAAAUACUGAUGUGAUGACCUCAGAGUUCACUCAUUAUAAGCUACUUCAUCUGCGCUCACUAUUUAUACAGGUAUUAUUUCCAGUUGCCAUCAACUGUGCAUGAUAGACAUAUAUAAAUUCAUGAGGUCAUUAGUGAUUUUGAAUGGUUGAUGAUAGGUAACUUUUAAAUCCGGAUUGUCGAGUUGGAUAGACAAACUGCAUUUUUCCUUGUCAUGCUUGACCUUAAUUGACUAUUACUUUUAUGUAUGUUACAAAAUCAUGACAUUUGUACGUUCUUGAACAGUCUGGAAAUCACUAUUAUUAUUAUAUAUAUUAUU
Messenger RNA from Pseudophryne corroboree (corroboree frog), 3321 nucleotides. Its product is annotated as adenine phosphoribosyltransferase-like. Lineage: Eukaryota; Metazoa; Chordata; Amphibia; Anura; Myobatrachidae. The coding region runs from base 16 to 765 and encodes 249 amino acids. The transcript has 6 exons. The record is from RefSeq and is a predicted model, not a curated record. Gene Ontology annotation, molecular function: adenine phosphoribosyltransferase activity.